Molecule: messenger RNA, 1464 nt
Organism: Austrofundulus limnaeus
Lineage: Eukaryota; Metazoa; Chordata; Actinopteri; Cyprinodontiformes; Rivulidae
Gene: znf185
Product: zinc finger protein 185 with LIM domain
Source: RefSeq, a predicted model, not a curated record
CUCCACCGGUGACACGCUCGCUGCCUUGUCUGACACCCUCAUUUCUUUUGACACAGACUCAUCCAGCUUUAAGGAUGACAAGACAGCAGUGGCGAAGGAGAAAGGAGGAAACUCAGAGGACAGCGUUGAACAGAAGCCAGCUCCAGAUCCAACGCUCAGCAAUAGUGAACCAAUAACAGACAAUCUCCUGGGCUUCGGCGAUAGCCCGAAAGAAUCAGCAGAGCCUGUUCCUCCCAGCCCGGGACGCUGGAGUCAGGAUCUGCUCCGUGAAUUAAGCAGCUCCAGCGAGCCGACGGAGGAGGAGGAAGAGACGGAUGAGACAGCUCAGGAAACACAAAGAUCCAGCACUCGGCGGCACUGGACGUAUACAUGGGAGAUAUCCCAGCAGACCACCAUAGAAGAGAGCCAAGAAGACACUGCUGCAGAAGAAACACAAGAGCCAGAUGAAGAUCAGCAGACGGUUAUCAUGUUUGAAAGAAAAUCCACUGAAAAUGACUCCCCGUGGGACAGAUGGACAACACCCACCAUCUAUACAAUCGGUACGCCAGGAGAGGAGGAGGAAGAGGARGAGGAGGAAGAGGAGGAGGAAAGCCUGAAGGACACACARAGAGUCACUUACACCACUGUCAGGGAGGUCUUGCGAGAGUCAGAGCCCGCUAUGGAUCAAUAUGCGACCAGGGCUGUGGUGGAAGUGGAGCAGCGUGASAAAACACCUGAACCUGAAACUAAAAAGGGGUUUGUUUAUGUGAAAGAGUACGUCAAUACGACGGAGUUGUCGUUGCAUAAUGCCAGAGAUACGCUUGAUGGGCAAGAUGCUUUUACUGCAAGCUCCAUCAAUUACUCUUACAGCAGCCCCUCCAGUUACAGCAGAGUCCCGCUGUCAUCCACCUGUACGUACUGYGGAGAGCAGGUGGGCAAUGAUGCCAAGAUCACCAUCGAGCACCUCAAUAUUAACUGCCACCCCACCUGCUUCAAGUGUGAUAUGUGUCGUAAACCAAUGGGGGACCUCCUGGAYAGCAUGUUCAUUCACCACGGGAAGGUCCACUGUGAGAGUUGCUACUCCAUCUAGUAACGAUCACAACUCUUCAGCAGCUUCUCCCAUCAUCACUGACUUUUCUUUAUGCUUGUUUGCAUAUAAACUGAACUAGUUUAACACGCAAGUUUGAUUUUUUUUUUCCUUCCCCUUUUUGACUAUUAAACAAUUUGAAGUGAUCAACUGAACUUUUUGAUUCAUACAUUAGGUCACAUUUUUAAUGUUAUUAUUAUUUUGUGUGUUCGUGUGGUGUUUUUUCUGUUGUCAUGAAGGAUUUGUCUUUAAAACAUAUGCUGACUCACUGAAAAGUGGGGUAACUUGGUAGCAAAAAGUUACUUUGUUACAAAAUUCAUUUAUUCUUCUUGUUACAAAAUAGUGUGUUUUCAUGUAAAAUGCUUUGUUACCAAAAUAAAACAAACAGUACAAAAGUG